Myripristis murdjan (pinecone soldierfish) is the source of this 1569-nucleotide messenger RNA. It is a transcript of the gene slc7a10b, whose product is annotated as solute carrier family 7 member 10b. The record is from RefSeq and is a predicted model, not a curated record. Gene Ontology annotation, biological process: D-alanine transmembrane transport; D-serine transmembrane transport. Lineage: Eukaryota; Metazoa; Chordata; Actinopteri; Holocentriformes; Holocentridae. Gene Ontology annotation, molecular function: L-amino acid transmembrane transporter activity; neutral L-amino acid transmembrane transporter activity. The transcript is spliced from 11 exons. The coding region runs from base 1 to 1569 and encodes 522 amino acids. Gene Ontology annotation, cellular component: membrane.
AUGGAUGGACACAGGACCAGCAGCGGUGCCUGCUCCCGGCAGGAGCCGCGCAGCACCGCCAAGGAUGCCAAGAAGAAACCGAAAAUCCCCGACAGGGUGACUCUGAAGAAGGAGAUCGGGCUGCUGAGCGCCUGCACCAUCAUCAUAGGGAACAUCAUCGGCUCUGGCAUCUUCAUCUCUCCCAAGGGCGUCCUGGAGCACUCGGGCUCGGUGGGCUUGGCGUUGGUGGUCUGGGUGCUGGGAGGCUGCAUCGCCGCCCUGGGCUCGCUCUGCUACGCGGAACUGGGAGUCACCAUCCCCAAAUCUGGAGGCGAUUACUCCUACGUCACCGAGAUAUUCGGAGGUCUGAUGGGGUUUCUGCUGCUGUGGAGCGCUGUGCUCAUCAUGUACCCGACCACGCUGGCCGUCAUCGCCCUCACCUUCUCCAGCUACGUCCUGCAACCCGUCUUCCCAAACUGCGUCCCUCCCUACAUGGCAACACGGAUGCUGUCCACCACCUGUCUCUUGUUCCUGACCUGGGUGAACUGCUCCAGCGUCCGCCUGGCCACCAGGAUCCAGGACAUCUUCACCGUGGGGAAGCUCAUGGCUCUGGGCCUCAUCAUCGUGGUCGGCCUGGUCCAGAUCUUCAAUGGGAACUACGAGACAUUAACUCCUCAGGUGGCCUUCGAGCAGGACCGGCCGCCAUCAGUCGGGCAGAUCGCCCUCGCCUUCCUGCAGGCCUCCUUCGCCUUCAGCGGCUGGAACUUCCUCAACUAUGUGACGGAGGAGGUGGUUGAACCCAGACGGAAUCUACCUCGUGCCAUCUACAUCUCCAUUCCAUUGGUGACGUUUGUGUACACCCUCACCAACAUCGCCUAUUUCUCCUCCAUGUCGCCCGAGGAGCUGCUGUCAUCCAAUGCUGUGGCUGUAACAUUCGGGGAGAAGCUGCUGGGAAUGUUCUCCGUCAUCAUGCCCAUCUCCGUCGCUCUGUCCACCUUCGGAGGAAUCAACGGGUACCUGUUCACUUCCUCCAGGUUGUGCUUCUCUGGAGCCAGAGAGGGUCAUCUGCCCAGCCUGCUGGCCAUGAUUCACUUCAAGAAGUGCACACCGAUCCCUGCCCUGCUGGUCUGCUGCACUGCCACCAUUGUUAUCCUUUGCAUCGGAGAAACUCACAACUUGAUCAACUACGUUUCCUUCAUCAACUACCUGUCGUACGGCGUCACCAUCGCAGGCCUGCUCUACUACCGAUGGAAGAAGCCCAACCUGUACAGACCCAUCAAGGUGAACCUCCUGGUCCCGGUGUGCUACCUGCUGUUCUGGGCGCUGCUGCUCGGCUUCAGCCUGUACUCGGAGCCCGUGGUUUGUGGCGUCGGCCUGGUCAUCAUGCUCACCGGCGUCCCCGUCUAUUUCCUGGGUGUCCACUGGAAAGAAAAACCAAAGUGCAUCUAUGACUUCAUCGAGACCGCCACGUUCGUGGGCCAGCGGCUGUGUUUCGUGGUUUUUCCUCAGAUCGACCCCAUCGAGACGGUGAGCCCCUCAGAGUGGACUGACAGGUCAUCAGGCAGGAGCAGUUUGUCUGCCAACUCUUAA